AUGGUUUACGAAGCCGAAAUCUGUAUAACGAGCAAUUUGCGAAGGUCACUGGCGGAAUCGUUAAGUUGCGAUCGCCUCGAGAGAUCGGCAAAGACUGAAUUACGGAAAUUGCUUCUUGAUGAUUAUACUGAAUCUUCCAACAAGUCCACAGUUGUACCCAUACGAUUAGUGAAAGCCGUCCACAAAGCUCUAAACCAAGAGAGGAUGGAGCCUAUUUACCUACAUGAAAUGCUGGAAGGUUGUGAAUUACAUUUACCUGAAUACACUGCACCUCCACGGAAUCCAGAACUUGAAACCAGAAUUCAACGUUUGAAAGCAGAAGCAGCUGAGAGAGAAUACAAAAAAAUGACUAAAAACGUUGCAAGUCCGGAAACCUUUUAUAAAGAAAACCUUGGACAUGAAAUGAAAGCAAUGAAUAAUCAAAUAAUUGCUGUGGUCAACUUUGCUGUGACUGUUGUGGGAGCUUUUGUUUUUGGUUACAAAGGUUCUGAAGCUGCCAUGGAAAUUCCAAAUGUUGCAAUUCAACUAACAGUGGCAAUGAUACUUGCAACAAUUGUCUUCUUUGCAGAUCUCUACUUUUUAAUAAAAAAAACAAUGUGA
Messenger RNA from Acanthosepion pharaonis, 600 nucleotides. The record is from the annotation of a GenBank genome assembly. Lineage: Eukaryota; Metazoa; Mollusca; Cephalopoda; Sepiida; Sepiidae.